AUGCUUGCCAUCCCAUUGUUUGCUGACCAAGUUCAUAAUGCUCAGAUUGGUGCCCAUCGUAGAACCACCAUCAUUGUAAGACCACAACAGCUGACUGUCAAAAGUAUUGCGACGGCCCUCGAUGAGCUUUUGUACAACCCAAGCUACAUGGAAAAUGCCAAGCACAUUUCUCGAUUGAUGAAAAUGAAGCCAGAAGCUGGUCGCAACAAAUUUGUUGAAUGGCUGGAGUUCGCUGCUGCGAAUAAAAAUUUGCACAGGAUCUUCAACCUACCCGGUAACGACAUCGGAGCCGUUGAAUAUUAUUGUCUCGAUUGCAUCAUUCUCCUUUCCGUCGCCGUCGCUACCGUAUCAGCCCUCGUUUGGAUGCUCUUGUCCGCAAUGAUUCAGAUGUUGAUGGUUGAAGGAAUUUUUUGCGUGAAAAUCAAGACACUGUAA
Cylicostephanus goldi is the source of this 435-nucleotide messenger RNA. The record is from the annotation of a GenBank genome assembly. NCBI's taxonomy places the organism in Eukaryota, Metazoa, Nematoda, Chromadorea, Rhabditida, Strongylidae.